Molecule: messenger RNA, 1278 nt
Organism: Schistosoma turkestanicum
Lineage: Eukaryota; Metazoa; Platyhelminthes; Trematoda; Strigeidida; Schistosomatidae
Source: the annotation of a GenBank genome assembly
CUUGGUGUUACUUUACGUUUGCUCCACUGCUUCCAAGUUCAGCCAUAAAAUUAUAGUCCUGGUUUGGGAACAGCCAUUGUUAUAUCUGUACAUCCUUACCUUGCCUUCAUAUAUUAACGUUCCUACAAUUUAGGCACUAGCUUUCCAACGAGUCACAUAAUGUUAGAAGAUGAGUUCGCUGAGCUGGAUCUAAAUGAAAACUCAGAAAACAUCUUAAAUGUAUCGUUAAAUUCUGAGUCCUGUCUGCGAACUGGAUUUACACCUGAACGAAACGUUGCACAUGACUCAUCACCAGCUGACAUUAGAAAAGAUACUGAAAAUACUGUUUCCGAUGUCGCAUUUGUAAAAAUCACAAGCCCUGAAAAAGUUGGUGGAGGGAUUUCAUCAUACAUAGUAUAUCGUGUCAUUACCAAGUUUAAUGACAAGGAGUUUUCAGUCCUCAGACGGUUUUCUGAUUUCCUUGGGCUUCACGAGAGGUUGGUCUCGAAGUAUCUCUCUGAAGGAAUUAUCGUACCCCAUGCUCCUUCUAAAGAUAUGUUAGCUACAACUAAAGUUAAAAUAUCGAAGGACGCUUCUACAGAAAAUGAGUUUGUUGAACGUCGUCGGAUAGCUCUAGAACGAUUUCUAUCCCGAGUACUCUCACAUCCAGUUUUGCGUAUUGAUGAAUACGUUUGUGAGUUUAUUCAGCAUGAUGGAGAACUUCCACGUGCAACAAACACCCAACUGUUAUCCGGUGCUGCAGCGAUAAAAGCGAUGAAAAAUUUGGGUGGUGCGAUUGGAAAGCUUGCUUACAAAGUUGAUGACCCGGAAGAGAAUACUGCUGAGAAGUUCUUUUAUCAGAAAGCAGAUGAAUUAGAUAGUUGGGAAAAGCAACUUAAACGUCUUCACUCUUCACUUCUUAAUUUGGUAUCGGGAGACAAUGAUCUAGCAAGCGCUGAAGCUGGCUUGUCUCGUGCAGUUCUUCUCUUGGCUAAUAUAGAAGAAAACACUGGUUUAGCUCAAGCACUUCAUCAUUUGGCAGAAACAGAAGAACAUAUCGCUGAUUUACACGCUUUACAAGCAGAAGCGCAUACGUGCCAUUUACUGGAGUAUUCUCGUGAAUUAUUAGGCACGAUUCAGGCUUGCAAAGAUGUUUUGGGUGGACGUGUACGAAUCUAUCGUACAUGGAAAACUGCUGAAGCCAGUCUUCGUUCAAAACGUGAACAGAAAGUUCGAAUGGAAAUGUCAAGUAAAAAGGAUCAUAAAAAAAUGGCUGCCAUAACGACGGAGGUAGAAGAA